AUGGACACAAGCUGUGUGCAGCCCAUCAAGCUGGCCAGGGUUACCAAGGUGAUGGGUAGGACCAGCUUGCAGGGACAAUGCACACAUGUUUUGGAGUUCAUGGAUGACGUGAAAUGCUCCAUCAUCUGCAACGUGAAAUGCACUAUGUAAGGCCACAUGCUCACCCUAUUGGAGUAAGAGCAAGAGGCUUAGAGGGCAACCAGUAAAAAUAAUGCAAAGAAGAAAAGCUAA
Molecule: messenger RNA, 231 nt
Organism: Mirounga angustirostris (Northern elephant seal)
Lineage: Eukaryota; Metazoa; Chordata; Mammalia; Carnivora; Phocidae
Gene: RPS28
Product: ribosomal protein S28
Biological process (GO): maturation of SSU-rRNA; ribosomal small subunit assembly; translation
Cellular component (GO): ribosome; cytosolic small ribosomal subunit
Molecular function (GO): structural constituent of ribosome
Source: RefSeq, a predicted model, not a curated record